AUGUGCGAAAGGUCGCGGACAUUCAUUCUCGCACCCGCUCUACUCUUUGCCUUGUUCCUCCCGCGCUCUUCCGCAGCCAUCGUUUGCGACGCCUCCCUCUACGGCAACCCAAACCCUUACAACUGCUCACAAAUCCUCAUUGAAGGCCAUGCUAAUAAAACUUUCCAAGGCUUGUUAAGCACGGAUCGAGAGCGUCAUCUAUUUUAUACCGGGGACCUUGACCGACGACCGUCAGACGUCACCUUAACGGAGUGGUUCAACAGAAUACACACGGCCGCCACGGUUUAUGAAAGAGGCGACAUCUACCUGGCGCCCGGAUAUGACGCCAAUGGGAAUUUCUUGUAUGAUACAGGGACGUAUCCUAGUCUCGCACAACAAGCAACCCAUCUCCAGAAUUAUUGCUCACAUGUCCCCACGCCCGACGAGCAUCAGGCUCCUAGCAUGGAAGGUGGUCAGGGCUGGAUCGGCGACAAAGGCCGGCUCCUCGCUGUCAUUUACUCGAAUACGUCCGCGUUCGCUACUACGUUUGCAGAAAGCGUAGCGAAAGGGAUUCCGCCCAACUUGGAGGGAAUCUCGGCACAUAAUCCGCCAAAUAUUCCAAAGCCCGGACCCAUCUGCGGAAGAUCUCAUUUCUGCUCAAAGGCGAGCCACUGCGGGGGUGAUGUCAGCUGUAUAUGCGUCGCAGACAAGUGGCAUGGAGAGUUUUUCUCCAGCUCGUGCAAACAGCCACGCCCCAGCUUUGGGAUAAGGCGGGGAACUCUUGAGGUCGACUCGACCAACGCCACUCAGUCGUUUUACAUCAUCAACGCCACCCUCACAGGAGAGGGUUCGACGGAUCCAGCUUGCCCUUGUAAUUGUACAUAUGUCUCGAAAUCUUGCUGCAACUCGCCUUCGGGAAUUGUGUACGAGGCGCUCGGUUUGAAAUUGGGUUCUCUUCAGGCUCCGUCACUGAAUCUGACUUGCAAUGCAACGACGGGUGGAUUCCAGGCUUCGAACUUGACGCUCGAUGUGAGGUUGACACCCAGAGAAUUGGGUCCCAAGCGCAGCGAGGCAGAUGCGCUAGGCUCUUUGACGACGGAUCCUAUCGGCACGCAAGAUAUAUACCGAUAG
Letharia columbiana is the source of this 1110-nucleotide messenger RNA. RefSeq lists its product as uncharacterized. The transcript has 3 exons. The coding region runs from base 1 to 1110 and encodes 369 amino acids. The record is from RefSeq and is a predicted model, not a curated record. NCBI's taxonomy places the organism in Eukaryota, Fungi, Ascomycota, Lecanoromycetes, Lecanorales, Parmeliaceae.